Amoebophrya sp. A120 is the source of this 2839-nucleotide messenger RNA. NCBI's taxonomy places the organism in Eukaryota, Dinophyceae, Syndiniales, Amoebophryaceae. The record is from the annotation of a GenBank genome assembly.
AAAAGAUCCGCGGCUCGUAGCAAUCGGUAGAAAAAUUUCUUUCUUCCUUGAUCUUCUGUCCUGCGUGACUUCGACUUCUUGCACCGGGGCUUGAGUGUCGCUCCUUUGCGAAAAGAGACGAGAGACUCAUGAUCAGGAAGUUCAAUUUGAACAGGUGAUCUACCCGCACGAACGCUGAAGAUUUUUCUGAGUGGAAAAGAAACAAAGCACAAGAUGGCGAUCGUUCCCGCAACCAGUCUGAACGCUUCCGCGUUUUGUUUCUAUCCGUGUCGCGGCAACUUCUACCGGGCGCAAGUGUUCCUCAAAGACGCCUAGGUGGUUGCGGUUGCGACAAGCGGGAAACGAGGGAGAUCAUUGCAAGCGACAAAAUCGGAAUUCCGCACGGUGGCGCAACGACGGGUCAAACCUCCUAGCAGAAUAAAAAAAACAGAAUCCAAACCGUUCCACGCAAGAAUUGAGCUGUCUAUCACAACCUCAGCCACCGCGUCCGUCGCGUCGCCGCCGAAGAAUUCGACACCAGCAGUGAUCCACCAAUAUAUAAGCAAGGCCCAUAAAAAAGAUCAUCAGCAACAAGAUGAAGAGCGAAGCCCAGUGUUGUCUGUGUUGCUGGUUCUCGGUGAUCCUAGCUUCCGUGAUCCUCUUCGCGUGCUCGUUUACCACGAUGGACGUCAACAACCUCGGCUUAGAGUUCAACAGCAUUAACCGGCAGUACAACAAGGGGAAAAUCUACGGCCCCGGGCGCUACAUGCUCGGCCUCGCCCGACAGCUCGAAGCUUUUCCGACCACCUGGACGGAGCUGUCGUUUUGCCCGGGGUGCCCCAACGGAAACGCGAUCACGGGCCGGGUGGGGGUAGGGAGCAGUGCGGUCUCGGUGCACGUGUCACUCACGUGUUACUACAAGUUAAGGGUGGAGUAUUUGCCGGAGGUACCUAUUGCCAUUGGAUUGAGUUUAUAGUGUACGGGAACAAGAAACAGUAUGCAAGGAAGUAGAAAAUCAAAAUGAAAAAAAGAAAAUAACCAACCAGUACUACUCCAUUCUCGUGGUUUUCCUUUUCCUUUUCCGGAGAUGUUGCAUGAGUAGACCACAAUCGAACAAAAAUGCUUCUCCAAAAUAAACAUCGUCAGAUCAUCAGCUUCUUUCCGCAGAAGAACUGGGAGGCACGGUAUAUCACCAUCAUCAAAAACGCGGUGGCCGUGGUUAUCGGGUCGGGCACCCUCCAAAUGGAGCAGUUUCUGACCGACCGGGAUUACGUCGCCAAGGUGAUCGGGUGGGAAAUCUAUCCACAGUAAAUUUAUUCCCGUACUAUUACACGACGUGCAAAUGCGGUUUCUGCAUGACAAACUUUUCGUUUUCCUUGAAUCCUCUUCAGCAUGACAAGUUUGACACUCAAAGUUAGCAUGCAAUUCGUACAUGUACGGGAAAUUUGUAUCGCAUAAAAUCAACGCGAGACUGCAACCCGUGUACGGCUACGUGACAGCCGUGUACUUAGGAGCGAUAGGCUUGGGGAGUACCAGCUUCAGCACGAUUGACAACGUGUAUCUAAACAAGCAGAUUUCCAUACGACGCGCGGUCACCAGCGGAGUGGAGGGGGAAACACAGGUGAGUUGUGGGGUGCUGUGCUUCCUCGAUUCUUUUGUGGAGUUCUCGGGGUAGAGCUCUUAUCGUGAAAUGAUGAAAGAACCGCAAGAAAGCGACCAAUCAGGAGCCACUCUCAUUCAUACUUACCACAGGUAAUCGAAGCCCAGGCUAACCAAAACGUGUCGAAGAUAUAUGCUGAAGAGAGGCAGAUCCUGGACGACACCUAUAGGCAAACGAACUUCACCGUUGCGGAGUAUGCGGCAAGGGGGCAGGGUAAGCGUAUGUGUAAUGCGUUAAAAUGCGCUUUUUGCUGCAUGAGAAAAAAAACAAGAUUAGAUAAACCGCUUCCAAGAACAUCAUAAGAAAACUCUAUCUCCCCGACCACAGGUAUCCUCCUUGACGCCCAGGGUAGCGGUUACCUGUACGUGCAGUCGCGACUAAACUUCUCCCAGACGGACUUGAUCAAGUUCAUUUACUUCGACAAGAUGCGGUCAACCGUCAAUGAGCUGGUCGGCGGCUUCCCCGUGGCCAAGUACGACUCGUUGGUCAGCACGGUAUGAUCGGCAGAAUCGAUUGCUGCGCGCUGUGCAACCCAUUGUAAAAGCGAAGUCGAUAAUUCCAGAGUAGAACAAGCGUGGCCUCGGCGCACGCACGUUGGCACUCAGCCUGCCCGUCAAGCAAGAUGGCAGGCAGUGCUGCUCACGUGCUUGGUGCCUGCCCCGUAGUAGCGAAACCGCAGCUAGCUAUAGAUUGUCUUAGCAUGUUGCUGAGCAUGAGCUCCUCAUAGAAAUUGAAAAGGCGCAAUAUAACGAGAUAUCUGUGCUUGACGACUCGCGGUCACCUUUUCCGUGCUUCAUGUUGUUCAUCAUGGGCACACUCUUGAUUCUCAUCGCUGUUCAAAGGUGAAUGCGAAAUGUCAAAUACCGUCGCAAAUCCAAAUGGGCAUCUCAAAAACUAUCCCGUGAAGAAACAAUAGAAUGCGAAAACUAACCAUAUUAUAUUGCACCUUUAUUGAUGGAAUACUUGCACGUUGUACUAGCGUUUCGUAUUUAAGAAAUUUGCUCCUGCAGCCGUCGAUUCGAUCUGAAAGCAUCCAAAGGCACGAGAAAUAAACAGAGCAGAUGAUCAGGCUGAUGUUUCUUCAUGGAAGCAAUUUAUACAGUACGUAGCUUCGCCUCAAACAUUAACAUCAUCAAGAUCUUCGAAUCGCAAUCGCGUAUGAGCGUUGAUCGAUAUACUCGAAAGUUGAAUCCCGUUUUG